Molecule: messenger RNA, 2448 nt
Organism: Aegilops tauschii subsp. strangulata
Lineage: Eukaryota; Viridiplantae; Streptophyta; Magnoliopsida; Poales; Poaceae
Product: F-box/LRR-repeat protein At3g26922
Molecular function (GO): protein binding
Source: RefSeq, a predicted model, not a curated record
AACCCUCCCGAAAUCUAGUAAAAUACUAUGAGAAUCAUCAAGAACAGACGAUGUCACCAUAGAAUAUCCUUUGUUGCAGUUUAUAGCAUCCACAACCGUGUUGUUGUCCGUUCUCACCAUCAAAUUAGAGCAUCCCGACUCCGGCGAUGACGGUGGCGCGUCUUCGGCUCGCUUCAGUACUUAUAGUCAUCGCUAGUUGGUCUACGGAUCAGGAUGUAAUUUUUAUUAUUUCCAGUGUUCAUUGUACUGCUAUGAUUGAAGAUAAAUAGAUCGAAAGUUUUCUCCCAAAUAAAAAAUAAAAAUAAAAUUAGAGCAUCCCGUAUUGCUUGCUAGCUUCAGCCCAUCAAGCAAGGCAGUUUUUUGUUUGUUUGAGAAAUACAGUAUCAAGCAAGGCAGCUGCUUCUGCUGUGAACCAGAGAAAGAAAUUUUGGCCCAGUAACACUUUGACCAAAAAACAACCCACGCCCCUGAGCCUCUGCUCUCAGGCAGACACCACGCUUCCUCGAAAAAAAAAAACUAGACACCACACGAACGCGACGCUAGAGCCUGCCCCACGCCCAGCCGCCGUCCGCCCCGUCCCCGCCUCUGCUUGCCUCGCCGCCCUUGCCCGUCGCCGGCCGCCCAUCCUCCCAGGUGGCUCCUCCGCACCUGACUCUCCGUCGCGCCCUCGGCUUGCCCGGCGCUCGGCGCCAGCCGCGCCACCGCCCGUGGCCGCAACCCUGCUGCCCUGCCCCGGCCGCCUGGCGCCCCCGCAGGCCGGCGGCAGCCGCCCACCGCCCGGUCUUCACUCCGGCACUCGGCUCAGCCUGAUUUGAGCUCUGCCCCUGCCAAGCGGUGGUCUCCCUGGCAGUCACUAGAAUUCGCCGGAGGCCAGCAAGUCCCGAGACAUCGCAAAACCUCUCCGGUGAUGGCGAACAUGGUGGAGGACAGUCAAGAUGAUCGGCUCAGCAAGUUGCCUGAUGAUGUUUUGCUCAACAUUGUCGAGCGACUUGGUAUCGUUGACGUCGCACGAACCACCGUCCUGUCCAGACGUUGGAAGCAAAUCCCUGCUAUACUCUCGAAAGUUGUUAUAUUGGCUGGUUCUUUUGAGCCGAAGCACGAAGACUGGAGCAAGUUAACCCCAGAUGAUAUAGUUCGGGCCAACACCACCGUGCUGGAAGCAACCAGGAGCAUACUGGAAAGGAGAGCUGGAAGUCUGUACCCCAUUCACCUGUUGCGCAUGCAAUUCUACUUGGGAGAUGAGUCCAUUUUAAUUGGCCAGACUGUUGCCAACGCCAUAGCAACACAAAAGGUUGAUUCAGCUGAGUUUACAAUCUUGACGAAGGUGCGUAAGAAGUGUACCAAGAAUGAGCUGCUCAUAUAUGGGAAGCAAUUCAUGUCAUUCUUUGAUUCAUGUCCAAACGCAUUUGGUGGUCUUGCACGCCUCACGCUAGAGAAUUUGAGGUUAGGAGAAUCAGGCUUCCCCAAGAUUUUCAGUAUAUGCAAGCAACUGGAGUUCCUCUCCCUCUACGAAUGUGACAUGGGUAUUAAGUCUUUGCUGGAAGUGGAACACCCGCAACUCAGUGAACUAGUGAUUGUCUGUGGCCGUUUUGAGAGGGUUGAUCUGAAGUGGGCACCAAAGCUCACAAAACUGAAGUUUAAUGUGUUUAGAUGUCGGGAUGACCCCUUCUGUCUUGGCUAUGUCCCACUGCUCCAGACUGUGUCCAUCAUUAAUGUUGCUUUCACUUGGCACAAGAUGCUCAAGUUAAGUGAGUUGCUUGAUAAAGCUGCCAUAAGCAACCUGUCUUUGGACUUCAAAAGCGAAAAGAUUUGGGUCAAACCGGAAGGUCGAAGACAAUUGUUACCGGUGUUCCACAAACUCAGUAUUCUGAAUUUGAUUAACAUUGCUGAAGAGUGCGACCUGACUUGGACAAUGUUCUUACUGGAUGGUGCACCCAGCCUUAAGGAACUACACAUCUUGGUGCGGAAUCAUUUAUGUGAAAUGGUAACGGGGAAACGGAGGGAGUUGCCUGUGGUUUGCAAGGAGAAGGACAAGGGACUAGAGUGGGAACCAUCUACAUCUGAUUUCAAGCACCACAACCUGGCUGGGCUCAGUAUCUAUGGGAGGUUUCAUGCAGUAGACAAACUCGUGCGCUUUGCGAGAAAUGUCGUGGAAGCAGCGGUGAAUCUGGAGGACAUAAGACUAUAUAAGAGUCCAGUGUGUGUGAGGUGCAAGUACAUGCUUCAGGAGUGGACAUUUGAGGAGACGUCUUGGCUUCGCUAUGAAUUCAGCAAGGAGAUUCCCUCGCAUGUCCGGAUUCACUUUCCGAGUUUGGGGCAAGUCUUCUGAAAAUAAUAAUGCUCUUGCACUGCAAGCUAAAGUUUACAGACACUGUUGUAUGAUUCAUGGAUUAGUUGUCACUAGUGAACCUUUUCAAUUAUUUGUAUUUUGAGAUGGUACUGAGUCGA